GUGGCCACAGGACUGUGGACUCUGGACCAACCCGCCGGCCACAGGGACAGAGAGACGCGAGAUAAUACUGGAGUUCAAAAAAGACGCCGAGGAUAUUUUUGAAUCGUUAGGAAUAUUGUUCAGAUUGACAAACCGGGACGAUGAACUCUCAGCAGCAGAGGUACAGGAAUGUGUCCUCUGACAGCGCGAGCAGGGAGAGGGUGCUCUCUUCUGACGAUGGCUAUAACCGGGGGAUGCUGAAGGCCAUGGACGGCAGGAAAGAUGAACGAGAUCGAGUCCAGAAGAAGACCUUCACGAAAUGGGUCAACAAGCACCUGAUCAAGCAUCGGAGGGCAGAGUCGCAGCAUCACGUGACCGACCUGUACGAAGACCUCCGAGAUGGACACAACCUCAUCUCGCUGUUGGAGGUCCUCUCCGGGGACACGCUGCCCAGAGAGAAGGGACGCAUGCGGUUCCACAAACUGCAGAAUGUACAGAUAGCGCUGGACUUCCUCCGACACCGGCAGGUCAAGCUGGUGAACAUCAGGAACGAUGACAUAGCCGAUGGGAACCCCAAGCUCACCCUGGGCUUAAUAUGGACCAUCAUCCUCCACUUCCAGGUCUCCUCGUCUAUCUCAGACAUUCAGAUCAACGGCCAGUCGGAGGACAUGACGGCCAAGGAGAAGCUGCUGUUCUGGUCCCAGAGGAUGACGGACGGCUACCAGGGCAUCCGCUGCGACAACUUCACCACCAGCUGGAGGGACGGCAAGCUCUUCAACGCCGUCAUCCACAAACACCAUCCCAGACUCAUCGACAUGAGCAAAGUGUACCAGCAGACCAACCUGCAGAACCUGGAACAGGCCUUCACGCUGGCAGAGAGCGACCUGGGGGUGACCCGGCUGCUGGACCCCGAGGACGUCGACGUGCCGCACCCCGACGAGAAGUCCAUCAUCACCUACGUGUCGUCCCUGUACGACGCCAUGCCUCGGAUGGAGGUGUCCAGAGGCAACGAGCUGGAGCUGCGCUGGCAGGAGUACUACGAGCUGGUGACUCUCAUCAUCCAGUGGAUCCGCCACCAUGUCAUGAUCUUCGAGGAGAGGAAGUUCCCCGCCAGCUACGAGGAGAUCGAGCUCCUUUGGCGCCAGUUCUUGAAGUUCAAAGAGACGGAGCUGCCGGCGAAAGAGGGCGACAAAAACCGGUCCAAGCACAUCUACCAGUCCUUCGAGAGCGCCGUGCACGCCGGUCAGGUGAAGGUGCCCCCGGGCUACCAUCCCAUCGACGUGGAGAAGGAAUGGGGUCGUCUCCACGUGGCCAUCCUGGAACGAGAACGGCUGCUCAGGAUCGAGUUUGAGCGACUGGAGAGGUUUCAGAGGAUUGUCAGUAAAGUCCAGAUGGAGUCGGUGUCGUGCGACAGCCAGGUCAGCCACCUGGAGACCCUGCUGCAGACGGACAUGCGUCUGCUGAGCGCGGGGAAGCCGGCGCAGCACACAGCGGAGCUGGAGCGCGAGCUGGACGAGGCCGACAACAUGAUCCGCCUGCUCUUCAACGACGUGCAGCUGCUCAAGGAUGGGCGCCACCUUCAGGCGGAGCAGAUGUACCGCAGGGUCUACCGGCUCCACGAGCGCAUGGUGAACUUGCGCACCGACUACAACCUCCGCCUGCAGUCCGCCGUGACGACCUCCAAGGUUUCCGUGACGCAGCAGAGCUGCGGGAGGAUCUGGCCCGAGAUGGACGACGUGACCAUCCGCUACGUCAAGGACCUCCUGGCCUGGGUGGAGGAGAACCAGCUGCGCAUCGACGAGGCCGAGUGGGGCUCCGAUCUGCCCUCGGUGGAGUCCCAGCUGGGCAGCCACCGGGGCCUGCACCAGACGGUGGAGGACUUCCGGUCCAAGAUCGAGCGGGCCCGGGCCGACGAGAGCCAGCUGUCUCCCAUCGGGAAGGGCUCGUACAGAGAGUACAUGGGCAAACUGGACCUGCAGUACAGCCGGCUAUUGAACUCUUCCAAGUCCCGCCUGAAGAACUUGGAUUCCCUCCACGCCUUCAUCGGCACCGCCACCAAGGAAAUGAUGUGGCUGAACGACAAAGAGGAGGAGGAGGUCAACUUCGACUGGAGCGAGCGGAACGGCAACAUGACGGCCAAGAAAGACAACUACUCGGGUCUCAUGCGAGAGCUGGAGCUGCGGGAGAAGAAAGUCAACGACCUCCAGGUCGUCGGAGACAAACUUGUCCGGGACGCACAUCCCGGCAAGAAGACAGUUGAGGCCUUCACGGCCGCCCUGCAAACCCAGUGGAGCUGGAUCCUCCAGCUGUGCUGCUGUAUUGAGGCUCAUCUCAAAGAAAACACAGCCUACUACCAGUUCUUUGCCGACCUGAAAGAGACUCAGGACAAGAUGAAGAAGAUGCAAGAGAACAUGAAGAAGAAGUACAGCUGUGACCGCUCCACCACCACCACGCGGCUGGAGGACCUGCUGCAGGACGCCGUGGAGGAGCGAGAACAGCUGAAUGAAUACAAGACCCUCGCGACCGGCCUGAACAAGAGAGCCAAGUCCAUCAUCCAGCUGAAGCCACGCAACCCCACCUGCUCCAUCAAAGGCAAACUGCCCAUUCAGGCCAUCUGCGACUUCAAGCAGCAGGAGAUCACCGUCCACAAAGGAGACGAGUGCGCGCUCCUCAACAACUCGCAGCCCUUCAAGUGGAAGGUGCUGAACCACUCCGGACACGAGGCGGUGGUGCCCUCCGUCUGCUUCAUGGUGCCGCCGGUCAACAAGGAGGCCGUGGACGGCGUGUCCAGUCUGGAUGCGGGGUACCAGCAGAUGGUGACCAUGUGGCAGACGCUCCACAUCGACGUGAAGAGCUUGCUGUCGUGGCAGUACCUGAUGAGGGACUACACGCAGAUACGCACCUGGAACAUCACCGUGUUGAGAUCCAUGAAAACAGAGGAGUACAGGCUGAUGAUGAGGAACCUGGAGCUCCACUACCAGGACUACAUGCGCGACAGCCAGGACUCGAAGCUCUUCGGCCCCGACGACCGCAUGCAGGUCGAGGAAGACUACACCAAGUCCACCAAGCAUUUCGAAAACCUGCUCCGCUCCAUGGAGAAAGGGAUAAUGGUUGAUAUGCUCAAAGGUCAACAGGAUGAAACUCUGUGUAAGAACUACAUCUCUGAGAUCAAGGACCUGCGCGUGAGCAUCGAGGACUGCGAGGUGCGGACCGUGGCUCGCAUACGCAAACCGAUGGAGAAGGAACCUCUGAAGGAAUGCGUUCAGAAGACUGUCGACCAGCAGAAAGUCCAGGUGAAGCUUAAGGGCCUCAAGAAGGACCUCGACAACGUGUCUGUGAGGACCCAAGAGGUCUUGGCCUCCCCUCAGCAGUCCGCCUCGGCUCCCGUCCUGCGCUCGGAGCUCGAAAUCACCGUUCAGAAGAUGGACCACGCCACCAUACUCUCCACGGUUUAUCUCGAUAAGCUGAAGACUGUGGAGAUAGUCAUCCGUAACACACAGGGUGCCGAGGGAGUCCUCAAGCAGUACGAGGACUGUCUGCGGGAGGUUAACACGGUGCCCGGCGACGGCAAGGAAGUCGAGGCCUACAGGACAACGCUCAAGAAAAUGCGAGUGGAGGCCGAGGGUGAGCAGCCGGUGUUUGACUCUCUGGAAGAAGAGCUGAAGAAGGCCACUGUCGUGAGCGACAAGAUGUCCCGCGUGCACAGCGAGCGGGACGUGGAGCUGGACCACUACCGCCAGCUUCUGUCUGGUCUUCAGGACCGCUGGAAGGCCGUGUUCGCUCAGAUGGACAUCCGCCAGAGGGAGCUCGAUCAGCUCGGCCGCCAGCUGGGCUACUAUCGCCAGAGCUACGAUUGGCUGAUCCGCUGGAUCUCCGACGCCAAGGAAAGGCAGGAGAAGAUCCAGGCCGUGUCCAUCACUGACAGCAAGACGCUCAAUGAGCAACUGACUCAGGAGAAGAAACUGCUGGAGGAGAUUGAGAACAACAACGACAAAGUCGAAGAGUGUCAAACCUAUGCUAAAGGUUACAUUAAUACUAUCAAGGACUAUGAGCUCCAGUUAGUUGCCUACAAAGCUCAUAUGGAUCCUCUUGCUUCUCCGCUGAAGAAAACCAAAAUGGAUUCCGCCUCCGACGACAUCAUUCAGGAGUAUGUAACGCUGAGGACCCGGUACAGUGAGCUGAUGACUCUGACUAGUCAGUACAUCAAGUUCAUCACCAACACGCAGCGCCGCCUGGAGGACGAGGAGAAAGUUUCAAAGAAACUCAAAGCAGAAGAGCAGAAAAAAAUGGCCGAGAUGCAGGCCGAGUUAGACAAACAGAAGCAGUUAGCUGCAGGUCACGCAAAGGCCAUUGCCAAAGCUGAGAAAGAGGCUCAAGAACUGAAGCUCAAAAUGCAGGAAGAAGUUAGCAGGAGAGAGAUUGCUGCUGUAGAUGCUGAGAAGCAAAAGCACAACAUCCAGCUGGAACUGCAUGAGCUAAAAAAUCUGUCCGAGCAGCAGAUCAAGGACAAAAGCAACCAGGUGGACGAGGCUGUUCACAGCAGGACCAAGAUCGAGGAGGAAAUCCACAUCAUCAGGAUCCAACUUGAGACGACGGUAAAACAAAAGUCUUCCGCGGAAUCCGAGCUCAAGCAACUUCGCGUGAGGGCAGCCGAAGCGGAGCAACUCCGAAAGGCCGCCCAGGAGGAAGCUGAGAAGCUCCACAAACAGGUCAACGAGGAGACCCAGAAAAAGCGCAUUGCAGAGGACGAACUCCAACGCAAAUCUGAGACAGAGAAAGAAGCUGCUAAGCAAAAGCAAAAAGCUCUGCAAGACCUUGACGAGCUCAAGAUGCAGGCCGAGGAGGCUGAAAGGCAAGUGAAGCAAGCCGAGUUUGAAAAGGAGAGACAAAUCAAGGUUGCACACGUGGCAGCCCAGAAGAGUGCGGCGGCUGAGCUCCAGAGCAAACAGAUCUCCUUUGUGGAAGAGACCUCAAAGUUGGAGGAAUCCCUCAAACAAGAGCACGGCGCCGUCCUUCAGCUGCAACAGGAAGCGGCACAUCUCAAGAAACAACAGGAGGAUGCGAUAAACGCCAGAGAGGAGGCCGAAAGGGAGCUUGAGAAGUGGCGGCAAAAAGCUAAUGAGGCCCUCCGUCUGAGACUCCAGGCUGAGGAAGAAGCUCACAAGAAGAGCCUCGCUCAGGAAGAUGCCGAGAAACAAAAGGAGGAGGCUGAGCGUGAGGCCAAAAAGAGAACCAAAGCUGAAGAGUCGGCCCUGAAGCAGAAAGAGAUGGCCGAGAUUGAGCUCGACAGGCAGCGGAAGGUGGCUGAGAGCACAGCUCAGCAGAAACUCACUGCGGAACAGGAACUGAUACGACUCCGGGCCGACUUUGACAACGCGGAACAGCAGAGGUCCCUCCUUGAAGAUGAACUGUACCGCCUGAAGAAUGAAGUCGUCGCAGCGCAACAACAAAGGAAACAGCUGGAGGACGAGCUGGCCAAAGUGCGCAGUGAAAUGGAUAUACUCAUUCAGCUGAAGUUCAAGGCAGAGAAGGAGACCAUGUCCAACACGGAGAAGAGCAAACAGCUUCUUGAGGCCGAAGCCAGCAAGAUGAGGGACGUGGCGGAGGAAGCCAGCAAGCUUCGAGCCAUCGCAGAGGAGGCCAAGCACCAGAGGCAAGUUGCCGAGGAAGAGGCAGCCCGUCAGAGAGCAGAGGCCGAGCGGAUUCUCAAAGAGAAGCUGGCUGCGAUCAGCGACGCCACUCGGUCGAAAACAGAGGCCGAAAUCGCCCUGAAAGAGAAGGAGGCAGAAAACGAAAGACUCCGCCGUCAGGCAGAGGACGAGUCCUACCAGAGGAAAGCUCUUGAAGACCAGGCUAACCAGCACAAGCAAGAGAUUGAGGAAAAGAUCGUCCUACUCAAAAAAUCCUCCGAGGCCGAAAUGGACCGCCAAAAGGCCAUCGUGGACGACACUCUGAAACAGAGGCGGGUCGUCGAAGAAGAAAUCCGAAUUCUGAAGCUCAACUUUGAAAAGGCCUCGUCUGGAAAACUCGAUCUGGAGCUGGAACUGAACAAGCUCAAGAACAUUGCGGAGGAGACUCAACAAAGCAAACUGAGAACCGAGGAGGAGGCGGAGAAUCUACGGAAGCUUGCCCUUGAGGAGGAGAGGAGGAGGAGGGAAGCAGAGGAGAAGGUCAGGAAGAUCACCGCUGCAGAGGAAGAGGCAGCCAGACAAUGCAAGGCCGCCCAAGAAGAGCUCGCUCGUCUGAAAAAGAAGGCCGAAGAGGCCAGGAGGCAGAAAGACGUGGCCGACAUCGAAGCGGAAAAACAGAUUGUUGCAGCCGAACACGCGGCCCUGAAAUGCAAUGCAGCUGAGCACCAAGCCCAAAGUGUCCUCGCCCAACAGAAGGAAGACGGCAUCACAAAGAAGAAGCUUCAGGCAGAGUACGAGAAAGCCAAGAAGCUAGCCAAGGAGGCAGAGGCCGCCAGGGAGAAGGCAGAAAGGGAGGCGGCUCUGUUUCGCCAGCAAGCGGAGGAAGCUGAGUGGCAGAAGGCCGCGGCUGAGCAAGAGGCUGUAAACCAGGCCAAAGCUCAGGAGGAUGCGGAACGGUUGAGGAAGGAGGCCGAAUUUGAAGCCGCCAAACGAGCACAAGCGGAAAGCUCAGCGCUCAAGCAGAAGCAACAGGCCGACGCUGAAAUGGUGAAGCACAAAAAACUGGCAGAGCAAACAUUGAAACAGAAGUUCCAAGUGGAGCAAGAGCUCACAAAGGUUAAACUGAGGCUCGACGACACCGAUAAACAGAAAUCCGUCCUGGACGAAGAGCUGCAGCGCUUGAAGGAUGAGGUUGAUGACGCCGUCAAGCAAAGGGGCCAGGUGGAGGAGGAGCUCUUCAAAGUCAAGGUUCAGAUGGAGGAGCUGCUCAAGCUGAAAAUCAGAAUUGAGGAGGAAAAUCAGCGCCUCAUCAAGAAGGACAAAGACAACUCUCAGAAAUUCCUUGCCGAGGAGGCCGACACGAUGAAAAGGCUCGCUGAGGAUGCUGCCAGACUUAGUGUCGAAUCCCAAGAGGCUGCCCGCCUGAGAAUGAUUGCAGAAGAAGACCUCAAUCAGCAACGGGUUCUUGCUGAGAAAAUGCUCAAAGAGAAAAUGCAGGCCAUACAGGAGGCGUCUCGACUUCGGGCCGAGGCAGAGAUGCUUCAAAGACAGAAGGACUUGGCCCAGCAGCAGGCACAAAAGCUGCUGGAGGAUAAACAACUAAUGCAACAGCGUCUGGACGAGGAGACGGAGGAAUACCAGAGGUCACUUGAAGCAGAGAGGAGAAGGCAGUUGGAGAUUGUGGCUGAAGCGGAACAACUCAAACUCCAGGUUUCUCAGCUCAGUGAAGCCCAGGCCAAAGCCGAGGAAGAGGCCAAAAGAUUCAAGAAACAAGCCGAUAGUAUUGCUACCCGCCUUCAUGAGACGGAGAUAGCCACCAAAGAAAAAAUGACGACAGUGCAUAAACUGGAAGACGAGAGAGUCAAUACCAGCAAAGAGGCUGGCGAUUUACGCCACGCAAUCGCAGACCUAGAGAGGGAGAAGGCUAGACUGAAACAAGAAGCAGAAGAACUUCAAAAUAAAUCUAAAGAGAUGGCCGAUGCACAGCAGAAACAAAUUGAACACGAGAAGACGGUGCUCCAGCAGACAUUCCUGACAGAGAAGGAGAUGCUUUUGAAGAAGGAGAUGCUAAUUGAAGAUGAGAAAAAGUGGCUGGAGAGCCAGUUUGAAGAAGAAGUCAAAAAGGCCAAAACUCUCAAAGACGAACAGGACCGCCAGAGACAGCAGAUGGAGGAGGAGAAGAAGAAACUCCACGCUACCAUGGAUGAGGUCCUCAGUAAACAAAAAGAGGCAGAAAAAGAUAUGCUUAACAAGCAAAAAGAAAUGCUGGAACUGGAGAAGAAGAGACUAGAGCAGGAAAGGAUUCUUGCAGAAGAGAACCAGAACUUGCGCCAGAAGCUGCAGCAGCUUGUGGAAGCACAGAAAGAGCAACACACUGAUAAAGAGCAGCUCAUCGGUAUUAAAAACGUUGAAAUAACAAAUGCUAUUUACAAUGGAAGAAAUGCCAAUGAUGCGGUAGACAGUGUGGACAAAAGACCAGAUCCUUUGUCUUUUGAUGGCAUACGUGAUAAGGUGCCUGCAAGCAGACUUCAUGAGCUUGGCCUUCUAACCAAUAAGGAGUUUGACAAGCUAAAAAAUGGCAAAACAACUAUUCAGGAGCUUGGGGAGACUCCAAAACUUAAAACAACUCUUCGGGGAAAGAAUUGCAUUGCUGGAGUUUUGACACCAACUAAUCAAAAGAUGUCAAUCUAUCAAGCAUCAAAAGAGAAGAAGAUUACUCCUGGCACAGCCAUGAUCCUUCUUGAAGCUCAAGCAGCUACAGGUUACAUGUUAGAUCCUAUUAACAACCAGAAGCUUUCUGUUAAUGAGGCUGUGAAGGAAGACUUGAUUGGCCCGGAACUGCACAACAAAAUGCUUUCAGCAGAGAGGGCAGUUAUUGGCUACAAAGAUCCUUACACUGGUGGAAAGAUCUGUGUCUUUGAAGCCAUGAAGAAGGGUCUGAUCGAACGGGAUCAUGCCAUCAGAGUCCUUGAGGCUCAGCUUGCAACUGGUGGCAUCGUCGAUCCUAUCAAUAGUCACCGUGUACCCAAUGAAAUUGCCUACAAACAGGGACAAUAUGAUGUUGAAAUGAAUAAGAUCAUGGAGAAAGCUUCAGAUGACACAAAGGGAUACUUUGACCCCAGCACUCAGGAACCAUUGACAUAUUCUGAGCUAAUGACAAGAUGCACUACAGACCCUGACACCAAUCUGCUACUCUUGCCAAUCACGGACAAAGCUGCUCAGUGCUCAAGUAUAUUCACAGAGGAGGAGACCAAGGAUGUGUUAAGCAACACAACUGUGGCUGUGCCAUUUGGACGAUUCAAGGGGAAGACUGUCACCAUUUGGGAAAUAAUCAAUUCUGAGUACUUCACCGAGGACCAGAAGAAGGACCUUCUCCGUCAAUACAAGACAGGCAAAAUCACAAUCGAAAAAAUCAUCAAGAUUGUCAUUACAGUGGCAGAGGACAAAGAGAAGAAGAAUGAGAUUACCUUUGAUGGUUUGAGAGCACCUGUACCUGCCACUGAACUCCUGGAGUCCCAAAUCAUUGACAAAGACCUCUACAACAAAUUACACAAGGGCAAAACGACAGUAAAAGAAGUGUCUGAAAUGGAGCCUGUCCACAAAGCACUGAAGGGUACCAACUGCAUUGCAGGUGUAAUGAUUGACUCACGCAAUGAGACAAUGUCCUUCUAUCAAGCCAUGAAGAAAGACAUGAUGAGGGCAGGGCCUGCCCUGAAUAUGCUUGAAGCCCAAGCAGGAACAGGCUACGUGAUUGACCCUGUUCAUAAUCAGAAGUACACUGUUGAUGAAGCUGUCAAAGCAGGUGUUGUUGGUCCUGAGCUGCAUGAAAAACUCCUCUCUGCAGAGCGAGCUGUUACAGGUUACAAGGAUCCUUACACUGGCAAGACGGUGUCUCUGUUCCAGGCAAUGAAAAAAGAUCUCAUCCCUAAAGAACAAGGAAUCCGACUGCUUGAUGCCCAAAUGACCACUGGCGGUAUCAUUGAUCCAGUAAAGAGCCAUCACAUUCCUCAUGAUGUGGCCUGCAAGAGAAGUUAUUUCGAUGACGAAAUGAAACAAAUUCUUAACAGUCCCACUGAUGAAACUAAGUGCUUCUUUGACCCCAACACAAAAGAAAAUGUCACAUACGCUCAGCUCUUCAAGAGAUGUGUCACUGACAAGAAAACUGGUCUCCAGCUUCUGCCUCUUUCUGAUGAAGCAAUCCAUGCAAAGGAGGAGCAGACAUACACUGACGCCCAGACUAAAGAGGCUAUGACUCAGGCAACUGUGGAGCUUGACUCUGGACCAUUUAAGGGCAGGAAGAUGACCAUCUGGGACAUCAUCAACACUGAAUAUCUCACUGAGGAACACAGGCGUGACCUGCUCAGACAGUUUAGGUCAGGAAAGAUUACAAUUGAAAGGUUAAUAAAAAUUGUCAUCACAAUUGUAUAUGAGAAAGAGACCAAGAAACAAGAACAGUCCAGCUUCAAGGGCCUGAGAGCUCCGGUUCCAGCAGCCUCUCUGUAUGACUCCAAAAUCAUUGACAAACCAACCUUUGACCUCCUUCAACAAGGCAAAACAACACCGAAACAAGUCAGUGAGAAUCCUAAUGUCAAUAAAUAUCUCCAGGGCUCUGAUAGCAUCGCUGGCAUCUACCUGGAGCCAACCAAAGAGAAAAUAAGCAUUUAUCAGGCUAUGAAGAAAAAGCUCCUCAGACACAACACAGGUCUUUCACUUCUUGAGGCGCAGGCUGCCACUGGUUUCCUUGUUGAUCCAGUGAAGAAUCAGUGCCUGACAGUAGACGAGGCAGUGAAGUCAGGUCUUGUUGGUCCAGAGCUACAUGAAAAACUUCUUUCUGCAGAAAAAGCCGUCACUGGCUAUAAAGAUCCAUUCACAGGCAACAAAAUCUCCCUCUUUGAAGCGGUGCAAAAAGAUCUCAUCCUGAAAGAACAUGCCAUGCCUUUGAUUGAGGCACAGAUGGUUAGUGGAGGAAUCAUUGACCCUGUAAAGAGCCACCGUGUCCCAACAGAUGUUGCAUAUCAGAAGAACAUUUUCAGCAAAGAAAUGGCUCAGACGCUAUCUGAACCAUCUGAUGACAACAAGGCUUUCACAGACCCAGAAACCGAUGAGAGUCGUACCUACAGACAGCUUAAAGACAAGUGCCAAAGAGAUCCGGAGACAGGCCUGUACAUCCUUCCACUCUCCAAGCCUCAGUCUCCAACUGUUGUGGAGAAGACAUACCUCUACACAGAGGAACAAACACAGAAUGACCUGACAGACACCGAGAUUGAAAUUCCAAUCGAGGGCCUUGCUGAUACACCAGUCACCCUGUGGGAAAUCUUGAACUCAAAUUUGCUUCCAGAGAAAGAGAGGCAGAAGCUCAUGGAUGAAUAUCGCUCUGGCAAAAUCACUAAAGAGCGGAUGAUAAUCAUCAUUAUUGAGAUCAUGGAGCAGAGAGAGAUCAUCAUAAAUGAUAAUCCACUGUCAUAUAAGACUAUAAGAAGAAGGAUAACGAUUGACGAGCUCUACAACGCCCGCAUCGUUGACUUGGAGACGUACAACCUCCUUAAACGGGGCAAGAGGGACAUCCGUGACAUCAUGGAGAUGACCAAUGUGAAACAGUAUCUCUAUGGCACAGGCUGUGUUGCUGGGGUCGCAACAGAUUCCAGCUGCAAGAUAAGCAUAUACCAAGCAAUGAAGAGAGGUUUUAUCAAGCCAGAACUAGCUCUCAGCCUCCUUGAAGCACAAGCAGCGACCGGAUUCAUUGUCGAUCCAGUUCAAAAUGAAACACUCACGGUUGACGAAGCUGUGCGUAAAGGUGUUGUUGGCCCUGAGCUCCACGAUAAACUUCUUUCAGCUGAGAGAGCAGUCACUGGAUACAAAGAUCCAUACAGUGGGAAAAUCAUAUCUCUUUUCCAGGCCAUGAAAAAGGAUCUUGUUCCAGAAGAUUAUGCUCUGAAAAUGUUAGAGGCACAAACCGCCACUGGGGGUAUUAUUGAUCCAGAAUUCCAGUUCCACCUGCCAGCUGACAUUGCCAUGCAAAGAGGUUACAUCAACAAGGAAACCAAUGAGAAGCUGACUGACAGUGUUAAGGAAUUCAUUGACCCUGUCAAUGAAGAAGAACUGUCGUAUGCACAGUUGCUCAAGAGAUGCAAGUUAGAUGGUGGGUUGCGUCUACUCUCCAUGGGAGACAAGAGACUGAUGUUCCAGGGUCUGAGGAAACAGAUCACGAUGGAAGAGCUGAUCCGCUCAGAAAUUAUUGACCAGCAGACUGUCACUCAACUAAAUGAAGGUCUCAUUACAUUGGAGGAGGUUACCAGCAGACUUUCAAGGUACCUUGAGGGCACAAGCUGUAUUGCUGGUGUAUAUUUAGAGUCCUCAAAGGAUCGUCUAUCAAUUUACCAGGCCAUGAAAAAGAAUAUGAUUAGGCCAGGCACAGCAUUUGAACUCCUUGAGGCACAGGCAGCCUCAGGCUAUGUUAUUGAUCCCAUCAAAAACCUUAAACUGACUGUCAGUGAUGCAGUGAAGAUGGGUAUUGUAGGACCCGAAUUCAAAGACAAGCUCCUCUCUGCUGAACGUGCAGUCACAGGAUAUAGAGAUCCGUAUUCAGGCAAGACAAUCUCCCUGUUCCAAGCCAUGAAAAAGGGGCUCAUCCUGAAAGAUCAUGGAAUCCGUCUCCUUGAAGCCCAGAUUGCCACUGGUGGAAUCAUUGACCCAGAGGAAAGUCAUCGUCUGCCAGUUGAGAUGGCCUACAAACGUGGCUUCUUUGAUGAGGAAAUGAAUGAGAUCUUGACAGAUCCAUCUGAUGACACUAAAGGCUUCUUUGACCCCAACACUGAAGAAAACCUAACCUACCUCCAGCUCAUGGAGAGGUGCAUCACUGAUCCUGCCACUGGGCUGGUGCUCCUGCUUUUGAAGGAAAAGAAGCAGGAAAGGAAGACCUCCUCAAAAUCCUCUGUUCGUAAGCGCAGAGUUGUCAUCAUAGACCCUGAGACUGGAAAAGAAAUGACUGUGUAUGAGGCCUACAGGAAGGGACUUAUUGAUCACCAAACAUACAUGGAACUUGCUGAGCAGGAGUGUGAAUGGGAAGAGAUCACAAUUACUUCCUCUGAUGGUACUGUCAAAUCAGUUAUUAUUGACAGAAGGUCUGGCAAGCAGUACGAUGUUGAUGAUGCUCUUUCACGUGGCCUCAUUGACCAGAAUGCCCUUGAUACAUACCGAUCUGGAAACCUUGCCAUCACAGAAUUUGCUGAUAUGCUUUCUGGCAACAUGGGAGGCGGCCGCUCACGCUCAUCGUCCUUUAGUUCCACCACUGGUUCUACCUACUCUUCUCCCAUGAGCCCCAUACCCACCAUUAAAACACCUGCAGUCAUAUGGAAUGACCCGGCAGAGGAGACUGGCCCUGUAGCUGGAAUGUUGGACAUAGACACACUGGAGAAGGUGUCUAUUACUGAGGCCAUACACAGAAGCCUGGUAGACAACAUCACUGGCCAAAGAUUGUUAGAGGCCCAAGCCUGCACAGGAGGAAUAAUUGAUCCCACAACUGGAGAGAGAUUCUCAAUCGCUGAAGCAGCAGAAAGAGGCCUUGUGGAUAAAAUCAUGGUUGAUCGCCUGAGCCUGGCUCAAAAAGCAUUCACUGGAUUUGAAGAUCCCAGAACUAAAGUAAAGAUGUCUGCCUCCCAGGCUCUGAAGAAAGGCUGGUUGUAUUAUGAAGCUGGGCAGCGUUUCCUUGAGGUCCAGUAUCUGACUGGUGGACUUAUUGAGCCUGAUGUCGAGGGCAGAGUGACACUAGAUGAAUCUAUCAGAAAGGGCACAAUCGAUGCCCGCACUGCCCAGAAACUGAGAGAUGUCGGUGCUUAUUCAAGAUAUCUAACAUGUCCAAAAACAAAACUGAAAAUCUCCUUCAAAGAUGCAAUGGACAAGAGCAUGGUCGAGGAAGGAACAAGCCUGAGACUUCUGGAGGCCUCCUCCGUAUCCACCAAAGGCCUCUACAGUCCCUACAAUGCCAGUAACCCUGGAUCUGCCUAUGGCUCCCGGACUGGUUCAAGGACCGGAUCCCGAACAGGCUCCAGGAGAGGCAGCAUUGAUGCUGGCUUUAGCAUGAACAUGUCCACCUCCUCCUUCACGUCCUCUUCAAGUGGCUUUAGCCGCAGAUUCUGAUUAGCUAGUUCUGUUCCUAACAAUAGACCUAGCGUCUAAGAAUUACAAAAUAAUAAUGCACUCUACAGUUGCAUUUUUCAUAUUCAAACAAAUAGUUAAAGAAAAUAUUAUUUAUUUAUUCUGCCCUGCAUGUGGUCACAUCAAUAAUUGCUAAGGCUAUUUUUUUUUUCAUGUCACAAAUCGAUAAACAUGUGCCUCAUAUAUGGAGACAAAAGCAAACAUUGCUUGAUAUGUUUUUUUUCCCCUUAGUACUAAUUACUAAGUCAGUUUAUAUUUUUCAAAGCAAAGCACGACAUUUCUGCUAUUUUUUAAGUGACUUUAUAGUUUUCAUUUUACACUUGUUAAAAAGUUGUAUACUUGUGCUUUCUGAAACUAAUAUAUACUGUAUGUAUGUCAAACAGAGAUAUUUUUCCAGUAUUCCUUUGAAAUUCAAGGAUAUUUGUCUAUUUUUUAUCUUUUUCGACACUACUUAAUGAGAUGCUGUACGUCGACUUAGUUUCUAACGUUUUUAACAGAUUCUAAAAUACAUAGAUGCCUUUCUGAAUGUUUGUAUAGAGUUAUGGAAAAAAUAUACAUUAUGUUAUCUGGGUAACUAAAUAAUGCACCGAGUAAGAAUACACCUGUGAGACACUACAAAAUGGGACACUACAAGAAUAUAAAAAGAACAUGCCAGAAUUAAAAUUAUGCAGAAUUUUUUUAAACCAGUUUCACAUCUUUCAUUAUAUUUGAACUCAUGCCCAUUUAUAUUUAGAGGACUUUUGCAUCCUUUGGGUUCAUUGUUUUACGCACUCCAAGUUUUAGAUUCUAUAUAGUAACCAUGUCAAGUGUUCCUGGUUAAUCCCAAGAUGAUGUCAGACUCCAUCCUGAUCCCCCAUACAGACCUGCGACCUGUUUCUUUGAUUCUUCUGAAUCAGUCCCUCGGAAGCCAACACAUGAACACAGAUACUGAGUCGGCCGCAGCAAACAAUCCUCUCAACUUGGAUGGCUUUGUGAGUCCUUGUCAUCCUCACGCAGUGACACAGAUCUUCCAUUGAGCAUAUCCUUUCUUCCAUUGCACAUCCCAUUUGAAGAGAGCUGAGGCCGAGUCAACCUGAAACCAUCUUGGGAUACCUUUCUAGGAACACUUUUCAUUCAUUACCAUUUUUCAUAUAUUUAUUAUUUGAAUGCUAUUAGUGAUCUCUGUGUGGUCAUAUCCAGACUUUUCUUUUUUUUAAGAGAACACUCCCAUACCAUACACACAUCUGCAUGUGUAACAUUUCUUUUUAAAUUGGCAUUUACUGUCAUGGUAGAGCAGCACAUCUUCAUAUAGCUGCUCUUCCAUAUUUAGUAUAUUUUUGUAUUUUUUUCUGUCAAUCAAGUCCUACCAAAGUGCUCAAAAGAUGCAUCGACAUGUCUGAUACAGCACCAAUUUGCAUGAAUGUAUGUAUUGUAUCAAAUUGUCUCAUAUCAGUUGACAUUUGCCACUGAUUUUCUUUGCAAACUGAAAAAGAGCUUGAUAUGUUGCCUAUAGUUAUUUUUCCACAAGUAUUUCUGUCCUGUAUCUCUAAAGUGUUUUACCGCCGUACAUCUUUUUAAUUUGUUUGCAUCACGUUCUUUUGAUAUAUCAUGAAUUUGCCUUGCAUGUUUUACCUACCUUACUAAGGAUUUUUGGGGAUGACGCGAAUGUAAAAUAAAGACAACAGACUGAGCUGAUUAAAUUCUUUAGCAAUAUAUUAUUUCACAAACUAACUGGUUUAUUUUGCCUUGGUUUAUUUUGCUUUGAAUGAUGUGGUGAGUGGAUUAUGUUGUAAGUUCUGACCAGUAACACUAUGUUGUAAAUAAAUAUGCUCUGAACAGGC
Pseudoliparis swirei is the source of this 15583-nucleotide messenger RNA. It is a transcript of the gene plecb, whose product is annotated as plectin b. The coding region runs from base 141 to 13745 and encodes 4534 amino acids. Gene Ontology annotation, molecular function: cadherin binding; ankyrin binding; structural constituent of muscle. Lineage: Eukaryota; Metazoa; Chordata; Actinopteri; Perciformes; Liparidae. The transcript has 36 exons. Gene Ontology annotation, biological process: intermediate filament cytoskeleton organization; wound healing; hemidesmosome assembly. Gene Ontology annotation, cellular component: focal adhesion; cytoplasm; sarcolemma. The record is from RefSeq and is a predicted model, not a curated record.